Molecule: messenger RNA, 7437 nt
Organism: Gigantopelta aegis
Lineage: Eukaryota; Metazoa; Mollusca; Gastropoda; Neomphalida; Peltospiridae
Product: WD repeat and SOCS box-containing protein 1-like
Exons: 8
Coding region: 1470-2741 (423 amino acids)
Biological process (GO): intracellular signal transduction
Molecular function (GO): protein binding
Source: RefSeq, a predicted model, not a curated record
CUCCCCUGCAUGAAAAACUAUGGCGAUAAAAUUCUGUUCUUGGUUUUAAUUCAUAAAGAUGAUUAUGUUGAGUUGACCUCAGAUUUAAGGAGUGAAUUUCUGAAGUUGUUUGAAACAUUGUUUCUAGAUAUGAUGGAGAUAGUUUGUUGAGGACUUUGUAGACAAACUGGCAGGUUCUAAAGUCAAUUCUCUCUUUGAUUUUAAGCCAUUUGAGAGAGCUAAUUAUUUCUGCAGUGGACAUUUCUUUGCUUUUUUCAGUAACAAGUCUUGCAGCUUGAUUUUGGAUUUUUUGAAGUUUUCCUAUAGAAUGUUUUGAACAGGUUCCCCAAAUUGUGGAGCAAUAGUCUAAGUGAGGUAAUAUGUAAGAGCUGUAGAAUAUUAAUCUGGUCUUUUGGUCAAGAUAUUUUCUGUUUUGUCGAAAAAUGUAUAAUAAAUAAACGACCCACAGAUGGACGUAUAAAAUAGUCAUGGUGCACUGGCUGUGACGAGAAAUAGCCCAAUGGGCCCACCGACGGGGAUCGAUCUUGAGGUUUGAAAAAGACAUUCCUUAUUUGUAUGCAUCUGUAUGCAGGGUAUGGUCCAGACAAGGAUUUCCCGUUAUGUGCAGUACACCUAGUAAUAGUACGCAACACACCACCAUCCCAAGUUGUUGCUAUAUGUGAGGUUUGAUUGUCCUGUAUGCAUCUGUAUGCACGAUAUAGUCCAGACAAGGAUUUCCUGUUAUGUGCAGUAGACUGUGAAAAGUAGGUCAUAGUGACCUAGUAAUAGUACAUGACACAACACCAUCCUAAGUUGUUUUUACAUGUGAGGUUUGAUGGUCCUGUAUGCAUGUGGUCCGGAAAUGAAAAAGUUAACAGACGGACGGACAACGCUAUACCAUAAUACGACCCACAGAUAGACGUAUAAAAUAGGCGUUCCUUGUCGGACGGACUUGGGCCUAUAGGCCGACAUUCCUAGCACAGUACAUGACGUGUACGCAUUGUCGUACACGUAGGUGACAGGCUAGACGUAAGCCAUCUGAAUGUCUCUAGUAUGGCUAAUACAUUUUUCCUGGAAGGAUCUAUUUUUCUGGGAGGUGUGUGCGAAGGUGUGACAAAAUUAUCCAAUGGGAUGGCAUGUUGCUAUUCGGCUGUUUCCGUAUAUCGGGCUGUAGAAUAUAUUAAUUAGGUCAACGUGUCACGGCCAUAAACAAAUUGAGUCUACUACAAGCUACUUUUGUCCGAGAUCAAUUCACUCGUCUGACAGAUUGGUUUACUAUUGUACCACUAACGGAUCAAUUUUUAUGUAAUCUCUAGCCUGUAGGCCUGUGUUGUUUAAAGUAAUUAAGUUGGCAAUAGGGGAAAUAAUAACUGGUAUGUGAGACGUCUUAUCUCGCGUGCGUGGAAAAAAGCUCGUUUGUUGUUGUUGGACGGUGCCAGGUUGUUUUAGCAAUAAUUUGGAAUUGUUACUGAUCUAGCAAGUGAAAUUAAAUGAGAGGUCAAGCUCAAUCACCCAGCUUUUGUUAUCUGAGGCCUGAAGAAAUAGAGAGUGCCAAUGUUCUCGACCAUCUUCAGUCUCCUUACAGCGGCCAGGCUAAUUUGACCUCCACCCUCGAGACCCGGGCCAUAGCAUGGGCCCCCGACUACUCCUACUUCGCGUGGUCGUGUGGUAACCGCAAGGUGCAGCUUGUGCCCUGGAAGACAAGCACAAAACCUUCCAAUAACAAUAUCAAUGAAAAGGAUGAGGACACAUGUCAGCAGCCUCGAUUACUUGAUUGUGGAGAACAUGUGUUUGCCCUGGCGUUCGGUGCCAGCAAGAACCAGCAGAAGGCACACAAGUCUGUCAAAGUGUGGACACGAUUCAAUUUCAAUGGAGGUCUGAUACUGGCCACUGGACUUCAGUCUGGUAAAAUCAAGUUAUGGAACUGUUCUACAGGUCAGUUGUUGAUGGAGUUGCUAGACCACAAAGAUGUCGUGCGUGACUUGGAUUUCACUGUCAGUGGUGAUCUCCACCUUGCUAGUGCCUCUCAGGAUGGGUCCAUCAAGCUGUGGGACAUGCAUAUGGAUGGCAACAUGUAUCAUACAAUACGACCAAAGUGCCAUGUGGUUUACGGUUGUCACUGGUCCUAUAAAAGAAAACAUCUGGCCUGUGUGGGAGAUUCCAAAUGUGUAAUGCUGUAUGAUGCAAAGGAUGUUGAGAGUUUUUCAAAUGAACCACGCAAGCUGGUGGGCCAUCAUCAUAAUGUUGUGAGCUGUGAUUUCUCCAAAGAUGGGGCGCUGCUAGCCACAGCCUCGUAUGACACCAGGGUGAUAAUUUGGGACACGGAUACCGGUGAUGCUAUUUGUGAUUUACACCAUUUAUUCCCUCCACCCCGACUGAUCUAUGCAAGUGGAGCGAAUGACCACUUCGUGCGGAGUGUUUCGUUUAGUUGUAACACAACUCAUGUUGUCACUGUGGCUGAUGAUGGGUAUGUGAGAUUUUGGAGUCUCUGGCAUGACGGUGAUCCGGAAUCGAUAGCUGAAAAUCACAAUGCCCUUUGCUGCAAGUACUCACCAGAUGGCGCUAUGAUUGCAGUAGGCGGUCGAGAUGGAACUGUUGAUUUCUACUCGAGUCCGACAACCAUAAACAGCUUACAGCAUCUCUGUCGAACAAACAUCCGUAAACAUCUGACCACACAGCUUGUCGAUUACCUUAAUAUUCCACUGCGUAUGAAGGAGUUUCUCAAGUACAAAGACCUGAAGAAGAACUCUACUGUGACCUAGUUGCCGGGGGAGACACAAGGCUUCAUCAUAAUCCACAGCCCAUUUGGGACAUUUGAAGAAAUACUCGUGUUUGUAAAUAUUAAAUGGACUUGGAUACAAUUAGAAAUUUCACUUGUCCUUAAAAAAGAUGCACAUAUUUUUCUAAAAGCCUGCACAAGCAUUGUUGCUGUUGUUUUUUUACAUUUUUUAUUAGGCAACACCAAGUAUAAUUGUUUGUUCUAUAAAUUUUUGCUCGCCUUUUCGACAAAAAUUUAAAAAGUCCAGGUUGCUUUGCUUGAGGGAUUUUUCUCCACCUAUUAUGAACAUUUUAUACAAUUAUGUAAUCAUAGUUACAAUGCAUCAUCUGUAAGCAGUGUUACAUAAGCAGGAUUUCCUAGAAAAAGAAACUAUAUAAAUAGAUGCAAUUGUUUUAACUUGCUUUGACUUGUAUAUGAAUGUCAUUUUGUGGUGUGUUUUUUUUUUUAUCCUUUAGACUCUUUUUAUCAUAUAGAGAGUCAAAAGCUUUGAGUCCUUGGUCCAUCCCGUUGCCAUGGUGUUGAGUCUUGACUAAUCUCUAUUGAUGUGACACCCAAACAAUUUGUCUGGCAUUGCCAUGGUGUUAGUCUCAGACUCUUAUUAGUCUUGAGUCUAAACUCUAAAAGUUUUAUAAGCACUAAACCUUGAUGUUGAAGUUGCUUUGUCAUCCUAAAGGAAUAAGCUGCUCCUCCAUUCAACAAGUUCCUUCUAUAUCCUAAAGAAGUUGUUCCUUCCUAGAGAGAAAUGUCACCCCAUUCUAGAGGGACAAGUUAAUUUUUCAUCUCCGAGAACGAAGUUGCUAAAUUUAUUUCAGAACCAAGAGAAAUAUAAAUCCUUAAAGAAUUGAAAAUGUGACUUAUUCAUUUAUAACAAAGCAACAUGUCCUUGGAUGAAGAAGUGAUUAUACACUCCAUGAUAAAAAUUCAUAGUCAGACUUGGAUGUUUAUGCUUGGAUUAUGUAUUUUUGUACAUCUGGUGUGCUUAUGGUUGUUCCAAUCUUUAUCAAAAGUUUUAUUUUGACCAUUAUGUGUGUUAUAAUUGCAAUAUUGUGAUAUUGUGUUUUUGUAACUGCAUUUUAAAACUGCAUCCCGUUGAAUCAUUAAAAUAUUUCCAGUUAGAUCAGAUAAUUUUGUGUUGGGGAAUCGACAAAUUUUAAAGUGAUAAUGCAAUGUGAAAUAAAUAACGAGUUUAUAUUUCAAGAAGGAAACUCAGUUUUUGUCUUUGUAGAAAGAGCACCCUUAUAGCUUUAAAUUAUGAAAGCUCAUUGAGAUAUUUUUUAUAUUCAGGGAGUCCUUAAAACACCUUUUUUUUUAAAUGAGCUAUAUUUUCCUUUAGUAUUGAAUCAAACAUUUUAGUAUUUGAUCAAACAGUUUGAUUAUACAUGUAUUAUGUAUGUGAUUACUUGGUACUGGGAUAUCAUUUUAAUUAUGAAAGUGUAAAAAAAAAUUGUUGUUACCCUGUUACUCAUUUUGUUUUAUUGAUUUGUUAAAAAUUAAUGCUACCCAACUUUUUCAAUGUACUGUAGUAAUAUUUAGUAUUUGUUAAACAAUGUUCAUCCGUGUCAAAUUUUUCUUCUUCUGUUUUUUUCAAUGCUUCUAGUCAAACUACUUCAGAUUUUAUGGACAUUUCAGACAAUUCAGACAUUUCAGACAAUUUCCCCUUAGUAGCAGUAUUUAUUGCAAUAUGAAUUUGAAAUGAUUUGACAGGUUUUAAUUUUCAACCAGCUGUAUAAAUGUGGCUGGUUGCUUAAUCAGUGUUAUUGUGCUAUUUUGAUAGUGUCUUUUCCAAUGUCUCAGAAUAUUUUAUACAAUACCAGUUUAUUUUAUACAGAUAUUUGUUAGCCAGAUAGAUAAGAGCAAACAUUAGUGUUGAAAUAAUCCAAGAAAUUAAUUUUUCAAAUUCUCUUUCAAAAUAUGUUUUAAAACUAAAAGUGCAGCCAACAUGUAUUUUUUAAAGAUGAAAUUUAAUGUAUUAUUUUUGUGCCAUAUGUAUUAGCAGAUUGUAUUCAAAGAGUGUCCUGUCCAGAUUUAAAAUCUCUGUCAAAUGUCUGAUAUUGUAAACCAUUCUUUUAAAGAUUAAUUCCAUUUGAACACUAAUUAUAUGUGUACAUAAUAGUGCACUCUAUCAUUUCUUUUUAAUUUUACUUAUGUUAAUCUUGUGCCUGAAUAAUUGAAUGUUUUUGUCAGUUUGAAAUUUAAUGUUUAUGUUUGUGAACCAACUUUUUUACAGUAGUUAAAUUGAAUUCCAACAGUUUUUUGGCAUUGCAUAUUUGAAUCUCUAUUUUCAAAGCUUGCUUUGCAUGUACCCACUGAUAUUUACUAUAGUGCUACCUCGUAUUUUUGCCAUUGUUUGGUCAAAUUUAUAGCUUUUGCUUGAUAUUAAACUUCAACCCUUCUGAAAUAAAAACUGAAUCAAAGAGAAACAUUUGCCAUGUUUGAGUGUUUUUAGACUGAUGUUUUAAAUCAAAUACCGGUAGGAUAAAAAAAAUUGAAAAGAGAUUAUGUCAGAAUGUUGGGAUUGUAACAAAUAUUAUUUAUGCAUAUUCGUUAUCAAGGGUUCGACUAUUUUGCUGUAGUAGAUUGAUGUGUCAUUAACCAUUUCUUCCUCAAGGUACAUUUACUGGGGUGGGGUAGGGGUGGGAGGUGAGGGAGGGUGUAUUUCAUUUUGGAAGUGAGGGGUUUGUAUUAUUUUCUAAUAUUGUUGUUACCUAUUACCUGAUUUUUGUUUGGAAGUAAUUUAAGAAGUCGGGGUUUUUAAAAAAAAAAAAUUAUUUUGUUGUUUUUUGUUAUAGUUUGUUUUGUUGUUGACAGUAUUGUCUUUGUGUUAACUAAGUUUUGAUUGUACAGAUUACUCAAACCGAUUUGAUGUGUAUAUGGAUUAUUUUGCAUUAUGUAUAAAGGCAGGAUAUGGAGCGUAUGGUGUAUGCAGUAAUAUUACAUUUAUCUGCUUGGAUAUAUGAAUACAUGUACUGUGGAAGCAGUAUAAACCGGAUUUGUGUUAAAAUAAGCCCCAAUUUAGUAGUAAAACUCUGAAUAAACUGGAAAAUGUCCAUUCCAGAAACCGGAUGGACUUUUUGGAUGAGAACGUUAGAUGCUUGAUAAGCUAACAUGGAAAAAACUGAACUACUAUAAAUAAAAGUGAACUUCAGCUGAAUAAACAUGUCAUAAUGAUGACUGGGUAUUGAACCAUGAGAAUAGAUGCAAUUUUGGUGAUCAAGACUCACACUUUACAACAACAGAUUAAUUAAAAAUACAUUUUGCAUUGCUUCAUUGUUAUCAAUUGUAUUCUCAUAGUGGUGUGAUAGUUAUAAAAAAAGAGUUAACUUUCAAUAAGCCACCAUAAAAAUUUAUUAAAACAGUUUUAUUACUUUUACAACCAGAUGAAUUUAUAAUUUAUCACACACACACCUUCUCCCCAUAAGGUAAUCAUAUACAGUUGAUUAUUCUAACACAAAAUUGCACAUAUACACACAUGCAAUACAAACAACACAUGUAGUGACUUUAAAUUUUGCAUAUGUUUAUUAGUGUAAUACAAGUUCUUGUUUUGGGAUAUAACGGAAUGAUUCAACCAGUUCUAAUUUCCGACUUUUUUCCCCCCCCGACAUGAAUAUGGUCUAAAAUGGUGACUGGAAUACCAGAUCUCUCUCUAAACCAGAUAAAUGUUGAGAUCCCAAGAUGAUCUAGUUAAGACAGGUUGUAUAUGUAAACAAAUCAUUACCAUAUUAUAUGAUACAUACUUUAAAAUCAUGGGAUUUUCACAAGCCACAAAGUGAAGCUACAAAUGCAUUAUUUAGUUAGUUCUUUUUAUAACCAUAUUAAAAUAUUGUGUACAAUUAGUUUUUAGAAUGAUGAUUUUCGGAUGUCAAAAUUUGGUUAAAGUUAUCUGAAAGUGCAUACCAUGACCACAUUUCCACUUAUGUUUUGGUCCCCGUGUGUAGAGACAUCAUUCUGGUAUAUGAUGUAAAUAUUUUGGAUACACUUGCAAAAUGUUAUUUUAUUAAAGCAUGGUUAACAGGCAACAUUUUGUUCAGUGUUGCAUCGCAAUUCUUUACGCAAGCUUCAGAGAUUACUACACAAUUUUAAAACAUAAUGUAAUUGCUAGUCAGUUUUUAAUUGACUAGAGAUACAUUUUGUUCAAUAUAUUGCCACGAUUCACUACGCAAGCUUCAGAGAUUACUACACAAUUUUAAAACAUAAUGUAGUUGCUAGUCCGUUUUUAAUUGACUAGAGAUACAUUUUGUUCAAUAUAUUGCCACGAUUCACUACGCAAGCUUCAGAGAUCGCUACACAAUUUUAAAACUAAACAGUAGUUGCUAAUCAAUUUUUGUGCACAUAAAUUUUGCAACUUUAUGUUGAGUGCUAACAACACAAAAUAUGUCAUGGUUUACAGUAGUUUAUUAUAAUAACUAUCAAAAAUAGAUCAUAAUUUUUUUCUUCCCUUGAAAUGCCUCCUUUUUUAAUAUACAUCUUAUAGAUGUAAUUAUUUAACUCACAUAACACUCAAAAUGUUUCAGUGUAUUAAAACAUGGUGGAAGACAUCUUUUUCAUGUCAAGACUUUCACCAUACGAUAUACAUUACAGGGUUUCUGACAAAGUACAAAGGGUCAAAUUGCGUAUGUAAAAUCUUGGAAAUUAAUGGAUAUAUUUUUAUAAUUAAAGUAUUAAUUAUAGUAAGAAAACUG